Acanthaster planci (crown-of-thorns starfish) is the source of this 6266-nucleotide messenger RNA. Its product is annotated as NLR family CARD domain-containing protein 4-like. The record is from RefSeq and is a predicted model, not a curated record. Lineage: Eukaryota; Metazoa; Echinodermata; Asteroidea; Valvatida; Acanthasteridae.
GACACGUGAAAGGAAGCGUUCCUAUUGGCGCUUCCGUGCUAGAAGGCCACCCUCUAACUGCCACCAUCCCCAGUGCACAAUGCAGUCAUCGUGUAAACAGAGCUAACAGUGAAAAAUAUGACCUGCCCAGUCAGCAAAGAUAUGACUGUCAACAUUGAAGAGGAAAGAGUCUUAUGUAAGAAAUUGGAGCAACUUGAGACCAAACAUUAGCAAAAUGGAGACUGAAUAUGACCAAACCUCCCAGACAGUGAAGCAGGAAGCUAAAGAUGCCAUACGUUGUGACUCUCAAGGAGGUAUGACGUCAUCAAGGGACCAGCAGAGGAUGGGACAGGACCGGCGUGCCUGUCCGGACAAGCCUCAACCUGAGCAAAAGGCCGAGGUCAAAGGACAUGCGCUUGAAAGGGGGUUUGCAACAUCAUCUGGACGAAAAGAACUGAGACAGGAAUGUGAUCUCGGGGAAGCUCAGCAGAAAGUUACAAGGUUCAGCGAGUGUAACCUGCAGCAACAGAGUGUAACGCCGGCCGAGGAGGAGAACCUGCGACAAAGGAAGGUCUUUGACCAAGACAGAUUUCAACAAAACCAACGGCAAGUGUCUGCAGCCAGAGAACAUAGCAUUGAAAAAAGAUUUGUGGCAUCCCCUGAACAAAAGAGGUCAGAACAGGGUUAUGAUUUAGGCAGGCCUGAGCAACAAGAUGUGUGCGAAGGGAAUGACAAUUCCGAACAAAGUGUGAAAUUAGCUGAGCAAGGGAGAAUGGGACAGAGUAAGGUUGGUUAUCUCGAAAAUUGGAAAGCGAAGGGCUGUAAAGAUGAAAGCACACAAAAAGGGAUGGUUACACCAUCUGUGGGCCAGAGAAAAUGUCAUCAGAGUACUGAAUAUCUGGACAGACCCAAACCGGAGAAACAGAAAGUGGAGAUCAGAGAGCACAGUUCUCGACGAGGGAUGAAAAUGACACCCGCUGAUCAAUGCAGGUACAGCGGAGGGUGGGCCGAUGACGAUCAAGACAAACGUCAUCUGGAUGAAGGACUUGCAAACGUUGGAAACCAGAUCCAUCGGCAGGGGAUGAUGAUGACAUCUUGUGACCAAAAAGGACUCAGACAGACACCCCCAGGUAUGCUAGCCCCUGAUUUUUACAGAUUUGGGGCUAUGCAACCGGUUGUCGGAGACCUCAUUGUCGGUGGCAGCAACAAUCCUACCUUCCUCGCUCCGCUGUACUCUCCCACGUUGAAUUUCGUCCAGAAUGUAACAAUGGCUGCUCAGCCAAAAGGAACAGCAGGAGAACCAGAGAGAAGUAACCAGUCUUCACCACACAUCGAAUCGGGACCUUCCAGGUCGCCUGGCAACGUCAAAGAUGCGAAUCCAGGCUCAGGAACCACUUGUGAAUCGCGACAGACACAAAUUGAUCUGAUGCAAGAAACCGCUGAUUUCUGCCAGCAUGAAUUGGAAACACUCUAUACCACCACAGGCUGUUACGUGCAAAUGCUCCCAUGGGUCGAUGACGAUACGCGGUAUAUCAUGGAGAUUUAUACUACAUUAUGGUUAGAAAAAUACGGCAAUAAAGCAGGGGACAAGGCGUCGUACAGGGACAUAUUCUUGAUUACAACAAAGGGAGGCAAGCUGAUCAAACGGGCUAUUCUGUGCGGCUCAGCGGGGCUGGGAAAGUCCACCCUCAUUGCCAAAAUCGCUUUCGACUGGGCGACGGGUUGUUGGACAUCGACACUCAGCAGUGUACUUCAGGGAUUUAAGCUCGUUUUUGCCCUGAAAUUGCAUGCUGUGGAGCAGGCCACAGAUCUGAUUGAUGCCAUUUUUGAUCAGCUGCUUGAUGAAGACACGCAUGUUGAUAGAAAGGCCUUGGCAUCGUUCAUUGACACCUACCCUGAAAAGGUCCUAGUCCUUCUCGACGGUUUUGAUGAGCUGAUGACCACCAACCUUGAAAAGAGCAGAUUUGGUUCAGUUCUCAAGUUACUCAGUCGUAAAAGGGGCAGAGAGCUUUUUGUUAUCAUAACCACCCGUCCGUCUCACUUGGGGAAAUUGGCAAGCAGAUCACUCCUGCAAAAGCCUUUCACUCAUGUGAGCGUUUUGGGGUUUGAUGUGUCGGAUAUCAAAACCUACGUGGAUAAAUUUUUCAGCGAAGAUGUCUGUAAGGCCCAAGGCCUUUUUGAGAGAAUAUCGUCCUCUGGCGUCCUAUCUGAUCUGGCUAAAAGUCCCAUGUUGCUACUGUUGAUGUGUUUGUUGUGGAGGGCGGAUGCCUGCUUGCCAGAAACAACUUCGCGUUUGUACAGAGCGUCUCUGGCGUAUAUUUUCAAUAGAAAGUCGGAUGUGUCAGAAGAAGACAUGCAACAAGUUCUGAUUCCUCUUGGAGAGAUUGCCCUGGGUGGUUUGGUCUCGCCAACGCAAAGACUAGCAUUUCAGGAAAGAGAGUUUGAGAAAAGCGUACUUGACAAGGCCUUCAAAGCUGGAAUACUUACCAGUCAACGAGUCCUGAGGGGGCUUCAUUGUCAUAAUAGCGUACAGUUUAUCCACAAGACAUUCCAAGAAUUCACUGCUGCCACAUACUUCCAAAGCCUGUCAGAGGACGAGGCCGGGAAAUUGCAGCGUGUGCUUGAUCAGAUUGAAGCUCCUCAUGAACUGGAGUAUCUGUUACGGUUUUCCUGCGGUGACGACAAGACUUGCACCCACGCUGUUUUGCAGAUGCUGCGUGACAGAAUAGACGCGUUGAAAGAAAGAAAUGAGCAGUCGAGCGGGUUACAAACACUUGGCUUUGCCUGUUACUUUGAGAGCCAAUCCAACAUGCCUCCACCAGAGGACUUCGUUGGUUCGAUUCUACAGGGUAGAGUUUGCGUGGAGAAUUACAACAUCGAACAACUGAAUUGGUUCGUUUACUUUCUGGGUCAUGUUAUGGAUGAAAGAAAGAUCCAUUUUACCAACAUACGAGAACUGUCGAUCUCAUCGUCACAACUCUGUCAGUUCAGUGAGGACUUAGCAUCUCAGUUAUGCAAAAUGGCGAGUCUGUCUGUUCUGGAGUUGCCAAAUUGCUCUUUAACCUGCAGAGAUAUGAUCCAUAUCGCGCCAUCAUUCCGGCAAACAGUCCACUUAACCAAGCUAGAUCUUUCCUCAAACAGCUUGAGCUGCUUUGACGAAGAGGGGAAUGUUUCAGGGGCGCUGUGGUUUCCUGAAUUACAAUAUCUUACGGUUCUUCAAAGUCUCUCGUUGGAUGAAUGCCUGUUGAAAAUCCAAGAUGUCAAAUGCCUGGCCGACUCAAUUGGUAGCAUGGAGAGUCUGGUGCACUGCUCAGUUCGGUCAUCACUGUGGCCAGAUGUUGGGCAUCGAAGUGAGGUUUUCCUAGUUGAGCCACACAAAGCUGGUAUAGCCAUGUCGCUAUGUGAUUUCUCAUUAAGCGGCUUGGAUCUGGCAGAAGUACUGAGGCCACUGAUUAAAAGAAGCGAUUUGGCCGAGUUGCACAUCCGAGACAACACAGGACUCGGCGGCUCUGGUGCGACGUGGUGCCAGGAACUGGCACAUCUUAGAUAUCUUCACAGAAUGACUGUGUAUGACAAUGACCUGAACAUGCAGGAUGUCAGGUGUCUGGCUGGCUCAGUUGGCUGCAUGAAGAAUCUGGUUGCAUUCUCGGUUGACUUAGAUGAGGGAGAAAUUCGUGUGGAGGGUGCCAGCAGCGGCAUAGAACUGGUGUUUAGACGUUGUUCUGUGGCCGGCAGUGAUGUCGCAGAUAUCCUGCAGUCAAUGGCUAACAGGACAGACUUUGUUUCGCUACUUCUCUGUGAAAUUGACGGACUGAGUGGUUCCGUGGAUACCUGGUCACCUCAGUUAAAGCGACAGACGCAACUAAAGCAGCUGGCAUUUUUUCAAUGCGCACUGCGUAGCACAGAUGUGGAACGCCUUGGUGCAUCACUAGCUGAAAUGGAUGCCCUUGAGCAUCUGGAGGUGCAGCAAUUUGAGCCAUUCCUCAGCGGUACUGCACCGUCUUGGGCUCAUCACAUCAGGUCCAUGAAACACCUUCAGAAGUUGAGUUUGGAUUGCUUGCUGCUUAGCGAUGACGUGCCACCCAUUGUGACGUCAGUGGGUCGUGUGGCAAGUCUCGGUGAACUAGACCUGUCCGGGAACAAAGCGUUGGGUUGCGGCCGUGGCGCAUCGUGGGCGAAGUCCUUAAGGGGAAUGCAUCUGGUCCACACGCUGCGCCUCUGUCAGUGCUCGCUGCAGGCUGACGAUGCGCAACACAUCGCCUCGGCGCUGAGCGGAAUGUCGAAUCUCGCCGAAUUGGAUCUGUCUCGAAAUUGCGCACUGGGUUGUGGUUGUGGUGCAUCGUGGGCUCCGUUUCUGAGCAAGAUGAGCCACCUCAAGGCCCUACGCUUAAGCGAUUGCUCGCUGCAAGCGGAAGAUGUGAAGCAGGUCGUUGUGGCUUUGACCGAGAUGCACAACCUCGUCGAGUUGGAUAUUUCAUUCAACAGUGGCUUGGGGAAUGGAAGGAGUUCUUUGUGGGCCCCUAAUAUGUCCGAAAUGAAAUACAUUCACAAACUGGUAUUGAAGGGAUGCAGUUUAACUACUGAAGACAGAAAGCAAAUUUCUGAGUCACGCAAUAACAUGCCUGCCUUAGUGGAAUUGAAUGUGGAGGUAUGCUAAAUGACAAAAGGAGAUCAAUAGUUAAUGCAGUUGUGGUAGCAAGAUGCACUUGAACCUAAAGUAAUUAAUUACAAUGAGCCGGUUCGAUAUUCCAACAGCGCACGCCCAAACUGAAGUGCGUUCGACGCUAUCGGUUUGUGAGUGUGACGUCACUUCAGUUAAAACCACGCCCACUGCACACGGAGAACUGAUGGCUGUUUUUCAAUCCUUGACUUCGUCUCCGCCUUAGGCUUCAUAUGUUCUUUUACUGCCUGCUGUUUGCUUAGUAGCAAGUCCGAUAGUGCCACAGGAACAGCAAAUAACAUGCAACAGAGCAAAAUGUAACUGUACUUCAGUUUACUCCGAACGCUUUAGGCCUGUAAUAGGGGGUUAAUUAAGUAAACGAAGCUUGAGACUGAAACAAAACCGAGUAUUGAAAAACGGCCAUGGAUGGAACUGGAAGUUUAUGCGCAACUUUGUUCAUCCAAUGAGAGCUUGUAAUGGGUUGUGCUUGCGCGUCUGUGACGACGUGUCUUACGAACCAGAUUCUGGUACAUCAGCACGCGCGCGCGAUAGUUUGGUCUAUCAGCGGACCUAUACAUUAACACGAACGUAUGUUUUGCUUCCGAAAGACCUUGUUAUGAAAUACCGAACUGGCUCACUGUCAAUACCCUACCCAUGCCACCAUUUCCUUUCUGUAGCUAAUCUAUCAUAUAGCACUUAUACUGUACCUACUGUAUUCACAGCGGAACGUGAAAUGAAGUACAUGCACGUGUACUGAUUCAUCAGAAAAAGAAUGGUACUGAAAGAAUAGCACAGGUUGUCUGAACAAUUGUAAUUAAAUACAAGUGAAACUUCUGACCGCAACAGUACUGGAUCGAUGACACAUUGUUUCCGUCGUUUCUUCUUAUAGCAGCUCAGUCAGCUGGGAACGUAUUGAGACCAAAGAAAUAUGGCAUAAGGAACAUGGUGUUAAAUGACUGGGGGUGUUUGAAACAAAAUGAAGUAAAAGUGACUUGGUCUUAAACUGACAUUCUUACGUUGAAGACCUGCUCGGAAGAUGAACGCUGUUUUGCCCGUUCUCCUCAGCCGGUCCCAAGGGAAUGUUUACGACCGGCCAAGCACAUUCUUUUAAGAAAAUGACACACACACAAAUAGGCCUCUACAUUUAAUCGCCUGAUCAGCUACUUCAACCAUUGUAUGAAACUUCUACGCUAACUUGCUCACUAAAGGCCGGCUUUUAAUUGGCGCAGCGCAAAGGCUAGCAUGAACGUGAAUUAGUGACGGCUGAUAAAAUAUUGACCCCGCCUCAGCAUUCGCUUAAAGCGUGAGCCGACCCUUAUAGUUAUCGUUUUUCUUCCUCGUGAAGCAGGGUACUAAAAGUAAGAUGUUCCUUCGUAUUAAUUUCAACGACUUUUUGCAAAAUGGUUGGCUUGUUUUGUGUAUUGUAGUUUUAAGUAACUUUUUUCUAAAGACACAAUGCUAUCUUGUGUUGAAGUUUGCAAAUAAGUUAUUUUCGAAUAUUUCUGCGUGCAUGACGCAUUUGCAUUGAAAUGGUUCCUGAUUUAUUCACGUUUUUAACACAAUACGGGCGAUUCACAAUAGUGUCACCAAGAGUUUGCAACACGCUGGCCAAUCAUAACGCGCGAAA